CAAACUUUACGUGUAUGCAUGCCAAAAUAAACACAAGCAUGGCUAGUAGGAAACGAGAUGUAAAUCCCAUACUGGCCAUCUCUUUGGCCCUCCUAGCGGCCGACUUCAUCGUCGCCGACGAUACAACGCCGAUACCGGAGGAUAAGGGACAGGUAGAGGCGUGGUUCAAGCAGAAUGUGAAGCCACUUGCCGAGCGCAAGGACACCUUGAACGCCACCCUCGUAGCAGCCGAGAUGAACCCGAAAACCAUCCGGGUCAGGCCCGAUGGGAGCGGCGACUUCUCGACGCUCACCGGCGCGAUCAACAGCAUCCCGAGCGGGAAUAAGCAGCGGGUGAUCAUUGAUCUCGGGUCCGGCGAGUACACGGAGAAGGUGAUGAUUGAGAGGACCAGACCUUUCGUCACGCUCAAGGGGGAUCCGAAUGCUAUGCCCAUCGUUCAAUUCAGCGGCACCGCGCGAGAGUAUGGUACGGUUUAUAGCGCCACGGUACAGGUCGAAGGAGAUUACUUUGUCGCCUCAAAUGUCAUCUUCAAGAACACAGCACCAGCGCCAGACGGUUCGCAGAAGGGAGAACAAGCUCUGGCGUUCAGGAUCGGAGGCAACAUGGCGACAUUCUACAACUGCAGGUUCCAUGGAUUCCAGGACACUCUCUGCGACGACAGAGGGUGGCACUUCUUCAAGAACUGCUACAUCGAAGGCACCGUCGAUUUCAUCUUUGGCAGCGGUACUUCCCUCUACUUGAACACGGAGCUCAAAGUCCUCAAGAAUGGAGGCUUCAUCAGCGCUCAGGCCAGGAAUCAGGACGACACCACGGGCUACUCCUUCGUGCACUGUGACAUCACCGGAAUGGCCCAGGAUUCGUUCUUGGGCCGGGCCUGGUCCAAAAUGCCCAAGGUCGCAUUCCUUUACUGUAACAUUGGCGCGGUCAUCAACCCCCUGGGUUGGUCCGACAACAACAAACCCGACCGAGACACCAGGACAUUGGAGUUUCGAGAGUACAAGAAUACAGGUCCAUCUUCAAAUCUAUCAGAACGAGCUAAAUUCACCAAACCGUUGACCGACGCCGAGGCGCUACAUUACCUUUCUUUGGGAUUUAUCCACGGCUCUUCGUGGUUGCUUCCACCUCCAUAAUCCAAGUGUUCCAAAUAGGUCAUCAAUGCCAUAUAGAUUCGUUUGAACUCAUCAUAUGCAAGGAAAAACUGAGCUGGGAGUCCACACCAGCAACAAGGCAAAGGACCAAGUCUUGUUUUUUUUUUAAAAAAAAAUUUAUGCUUUAUUAUUCAAGGAAUUAUAUUUUGUAUGUGAAUGUUUAAUAAAUUAAUGGUUCAUAUA
Linum tenue is the source of this 1331-nucleotide messenger RNA. Lineage: Eukaryota; Viridiplantae; Streptophyta; Magnoliopsida; Malpighiales; Linaceae. The record is from the annotation of a GenBank genome assembly.